AUGCCCCCGCGGCGCCGGCCUCCUCGCCCUGGGGCGCUGACGGAGCUCCCACCGCUGAAAAUCGUCCGCAAGAUCUUCCUCCUCCAGCUGCUAUACUAUGUAUGCGCAACGGCGCUCGUUCUCUUCGCUACGGUCGUUGCCGGCUCGGUCUUUUCGCUCGAUUUGAUCUUCAGCUGGGACAGUCUGCGGGGCGAUACGACGGUGGGAUGGAUGUUGAGCCUAGUGUGGAUGUUGAAUAGUUUUAUUUGUGUCAUAUUUCUCCUUCUCAUAGUCUCGCGCUCAAAACUCGUGCCGGAUUUUGCCCUCACCAUACAUUUUAUCCACAUCCUCAUCGUCUUCUUCUACACCCACUCGAUCCCGAGAAACCUGCUCUGGUGGACUCUGCAAGCCGCGAGCGCCGCGCUCAUGACAUUUGUCGGAAUAUGGGUCUGCCAACGACGCGAAUUGCAACCGAUUGCCUUUGGCGCUCUUCUUGGAGGCGGCCUUGGAAGCAGCAGCAAUUCAGCUGAAGCUCGGACUGGCGAAAACGCGGAUUCAUCAGACCACCCAGAAAACACACAAGGAGACGAGGAUCUGGAAAGUGGACUAGCCAACUUCUCUCGAGGUCGCGGCCGAGGUCGCAAUCGGGACGAGUUUGAGAUGAUGCCGGUAAAGGAAACGGCCGAAACCAAUACGUGA
This is a messenger RNA of Talaromyces rugulosus, 678 nucleotides long. RefSeq lists its product as uncharacterized. The transcript is spliced from 2 exons. Gene Ontology annotation, cellular component: trans-Golgi network; Golgi membrane. Gene Ontology annotation, biological process: Golgi to endosome transport; Golgi to plasma membrane protein transport; protein localization to Golgi apparatus. The record is from RefSeq and is a predicted model, not a curated record. Bases 1 to 678 code for a protein of 225 amino acids. Lineage: Eukaryota; Fungi; Ascomycota; Eurotiomycetes; Eurotiales; Trichocomaceae.